Boleophthalmus pectinirostris (great blue-spotted mudskipper) is the source of this 3873-nucleotide messenger RNA. RefSeq names its product phosphatidate phosphatase LPIN2. Gene Ontology annotation, molecular function: phosphatidate phosphatase activity; transcription coactivator activity. The coding region runs from base 88 to 2895 and encodes 935 amino acids. NCBI's taxonomy places the organism in Eukaryota, Metazoa, Chordata, Actinopteri, Gobiiformes, Gobiidae. Gene Ontology annotation, cellular component: endoplasmic reticulum membrane; cytosol; nucleus. The record is from RefSeq and is a predicted model, not a curated record. Gene Ontology annotation, biological process: positive regulation of transcription by RNA polymerase II; cellular response to insulin stimulus; fatty acid catabolic process. The transcript has 20 exons.
GUGCGCUCCUCUCCACUGCCGCUGGCUCUCUUCUCCCCUCUCUCCUCUCCUUGACAGCAGGUGCAUGUGGGCCGAGUGAGCACAUGGAUGCCUGCCAAUGACGACCCUCUUUUACAGGUGGACACCAUGAACUAUGUAGGUCAGCUGGCAGGGCAGGUGCUGGUCACUGUCAAGGAGCUGUACAAGGGUAUAAACCAGGCCACUCUGUCAGGCUGCAUCGACGUUAUUGUGGUGCGGCAGCCCGAUGGGACCUUCCAGUGCUCCCCAUUCCACGUCCGCUUCGGAAAACUGGGGGUGCUGCGCUCCAGGGAGAAAGUGAUCGACAUAGAAAUAAAUGGGGAACCUGUGGAGCUUCACAUGAAACUUGGAGACAAUGGAGAGGCCUUUUUUGUUCAAGAGAUGGAACAGCAAAAUGAGGUUGUCCCGGCCCACCUGGUGACCUCCCCAAUCCCCACAGAAGAGGCUCUGUUGAGGAGCAGAGAGCCCAGAUGUGGAAGCAUGGGGGCAGAGGGCAGUGGGCCUCUUGGUCCUGAAGCCUCCUGUGAAAACCCCCCGUCCUUCUCUAACUCUGUGGGCAAGAAAAAGAAGAGACGCCGGAGGAAGCACAAGGCUGAGCUGCGCAAAGAGGAGACCAGCCCUGCAGUCGAGCUGGAACUGGGAGACCUCAGCUCAGACGAAGAUUGCAACUCACACAAUGGACGGACUUCUUCACUGUCCGUAAUAAAGGAUAAUGUAGAGUACAGGCAGCACACCCCGCUCACUGGGCUUGAAUGGGACAGCUACCCCUUUUCUGAUGGAGAUUGGGUUCCCUGCACUGAGUACGGCAGGGACAUGUCCGAGCCAAUGUCCCCGAAGAGUGACUCGGAGCUCAUGGUGAAGCCCACAGAAAACCUGCUCCGAGCAGACGCGCAUAUGCAGUGGUCCUGGGGGGAGUUUCCGGAGCCCAGCCGAAACAAGAAGGGCGGAAAGCCAGAGCCCAAACCACUGACUAUAACUCCCUCAGAAUACACGCAUUUCCGAGUGAUCCUGAGCUCUGAGGCCAUGGAGGAGGAGACAAGAGGAACUGAGAUGCCCUCAAACAACAUGUGCAAUAUUGUGAAACCAGAGCCUCGGACCGCUAAACCAUGCCAGCUGCAUAAUACUUCAUCAGUGCCUGAGAAUUUCUGUGGCACACCUACAAGCUUAAGUUCAAAAGAGUUUCCUGCUAACUCUGAUAGCCAUUCCAAAACUGUGCGCAAGACACGCUGGACCUCCUCUCCCCCCAGUCGCAAGAACAGCGGAGGCCUGAAUACGACAGGAGACUCUGCUGCUCCCAUAAGCCCUGGCCCAAAGUCCUCCCCUACAGACUCACCAGUAAAGAGGAAAGGAGUGAGAAAACGCAGUCAGCAUCAGGGACCAGAAGACAUCUAUCUGGAUGACUUGAAUAAACUUGAUCCUGAUGUCUUGGCCCUGUAUUUUCCUAAAAGUGAGUCGGAGCAAGUGCCUAAGCACUGGGUGGAGGGGGGCAGACGCUCAGGGUCUCAGUCCCCUCAGUCAGUUGGCAGUGCAGCUGCAGACAGUGGCACUGAAUGUCUGUCUGAUUCAGCUGGAGACCUGCCUGAUGUCACACUAUCCCUCUGCGGUGGCAUUGGGGAGAACUCAGAGAUUUCCAAAGAAAAAUUCAUGGAGCACAUCAUCACCUACAAUGAGUUUGCAGAGAACCCAGCAAUUAUUGACAAUCCAAAUUUGGUGGUUAAAAUUGCAAACAGAUACUAUAAUUGGACACUGGCAGCCCCAUUGAUACUCAGUAUGCAGGCUUUCCAGAAGAACUUGCCAAAGGCUACAGAAGAGGUGUGGGUGAAGGAGAAAAUGCCUAAAAAAUCAGGGCGCUGGUGGUUUUGGAGAAAGAGUAUUGUAAAGCAGUUGUCAACAGAACCCAAAUUAGAAAGGCAAGAGUCGUUGACCAGUGAGAGCCUGGCCCUUCAGCCGGCCCCAGAAACACAAUCCAAAACGACAGAGUGGUCCAGUGAUGAUGAGACUAAAGAGCUCAAUACUGUGGCUCCUGCUUUGACUCCUUCUGAGCGUGUGCAGAGUGAGUCUGUGGCACCAUCCUCAUGUCCCUCCUUUAAGAAGUCGCUCCGCUUGUCCUCUGAACAAAUAAGUGGUUUAAAGCUGAGAGAGGGGCCUAAUGAUGUCUCCUUCAGUAUAACCACCCAGUACCAGGGCACAUGUCGGUGUGAGGGUACCAUCUACCUGUGGAACUGGGACGACAAGGUCAUCAUCUCAGACAUUGAUGGCACAAUCACAAAAUCAGAUGUGUUUGGACACAUCCUUCCCCACCUGGGGAAAGACUGGACUCAUCAGGGCAUUGCUAAACUCUACAACUCAGUGCAUGAGAACGGUUAUAAGUUUUUGUACUGCUCAGCGCGGGCCAUUGGCAUGGCAGACAUGACUCGAGGAUAUUUACAUUGGGUGAAUGAUAGAGGGACUCUCCUGCCUCAAGGGCCCCUCAUGCUCUCCCCGAGCAGCCUUUUCUCUGCCUUCCACAGAGAAGUCAUUGAAAAAAAGCCAGAAAAGUUCAAAAUUGAAUGUCUGACAGACAUUAAGAAUCUGUUUUCCCCAAACACUCAUCCCUUCUACGCAGCUUUUGGAAACAGAGACAAUGAUGUGUUUGCCUACAAGAAAGUGGGUGUGCCUGUGAGCCGGAUCUUUACAGUGAAUCCAAAAGGGGAGUUGAUCCUGGAGCUGGCCAAAGGCAAUAAAACAUCAUACAGUCGCCUGAGUGAGCUGGUGGAGCAUGUAUUCCCUUUAAGAAACACACAACAUAACGCCACCUUCUGCUGCCCAGAGUUCAGCUCCUUCUGCUUCUGGAGGCAGCCCAUUCCCCCAGUGUGCUUUGACGAGUUUGGCUAUUAAACACUGUAGUAUGUACACUGGAUUAUCACACCGGACAGCUGGGAUUGCCUACAGGAUACAGGAAUACAGGAAUACAGUAUCAUUUUUUUUGGAGUGAUAACAUUUUUUUGGGGUUGCAUACAUCCUUAAAGCAGAACUAAUGGUAAUCCCUUGAGCAUAAGUGAAUUUGACAUGUUGCUAUGCAUUUUUGACACAGCCCAACAUAUGCGCAUGCUUAUGCAUGAAGUUAUUAUGCACUUUAGUAAAUAAUGUUAGGUGUUACAUGUUAGUAUCAGCACACACACAUUAAACUAUAGAUUUUUGCAUUUAUAAAGAAGGUAGAAGCUGUAUAUUUUCAGGCCUUAAUUAUUAUGCUGUUCUCAUGAGGUUGAUGCAGUGUUAAGUCUGACAGAUAAAGAGAUACUGCUGCUAUAGUCCCUGUAGGGACACUGGAAAAUAGUUUAAGAAUGUCUUAUAUUUUGUAUUUGCAUUAGAUUUUACCAGUGAUAUGAUUUAUUUUGCUUCAGCCUUUGUCUUAAAGCUAAUUUACUUCACAUUAGUAUAAAAUAUAUUCUUUCUAUGAAAGUGAAAUUUUAUGUGAAGAACUCACAUAUUUUUUUCAAUGAUAAUUUAAAUGGAGAAAAUGCUGCCGCGUUUUGUUAAUCAUAAAGCUCAACAAUGUUGCAGGUCUCUGCAAUCUGCUAAUUGUGACUGCAAUUUUAACAUUAAGAAGUUUAAUUUCAAUAUUAAGAAUCUUAACAUCAGUAUUUUGUCAGUACUUCAUACAAAUAUGUUUACUGGUUAAUAAAAUUGUUUCUGCACUGAUGAGUAAGGGUAUUCUCAAACAAAUUAGAGAAUAACCAACAGUGCUGAACAUUUAUGUAUGUAUAUUAUGUAAGGGUAGUAUGAAGCUGUGCUCAGGGAGAUUUUUACCACUGAGAUGCAUACUGGAUUUGAGGCUGUCUGUAAAGGUGAAAAUAAAUAUUAUAUACCAUGAGA